Molecule: messenger RNA, 1500 nt
Organism: Eremomyces bilateralis CBS 781.70
Lineage: Eukaryota; Fungi; Ascomycota; Dothideomycetes; Eremomycetales; Eremomycetaceae
Product: homocysteine methyltransferase
Exons: 1
Coding region: 389-1390 (333 amino acids)
Biological process (GO): S-methylmethionine cycle
Molecular function (GO): S-adenosylmethionine-homocysteine S-methyltransferase activity
Source: RefSeq, a predicted model, not a curated record
GUAUGUCACAAGGAUCUUCUCCAGCAAUGAAGCCGCGAGAUUUCUCAGUUUCCAGAGCACACUUGGAAUCUAUUCCAUCGUUCACUACGUCUCUUUCUUGCCAUAUACAAACAGUCAUGAGAAUUUUCCGCUCAUAAUGUUGCCAUUUUCAAAUUCUGUCAGAUUCCUGCUUUCCGAUGCCUCGUCAUUACCACUGCAUCUCAUGUCGUUUGGUCUUCCUCGCCGCUGGGCGCGCUUCAAGUACCCAUAUAUUAAGCAGCACACCUGAUAAAUUACGACUUCCAGUCCCCCUCCAAAUUAGGUCCAGACUUGCUGCAAAUCGUAUGAUCGGUCCCAGGGUUCUGAUCAACCAUGCUAACCGCCCGAACAGCCAUGUGGAUGUCGGAGCAUGGACAGAGACAUCGAAGCUAAGUCCACGUGUGGACAGAUUCCGGAGUCGUUCCCCGAACUUCUUGUUCUAGACGGUGCCUUGUCCACCCGCCUGGAGAGCACUCUCGGUUCUGCCGCACUAUCGACGCCGCUAUGGUCAGCACCCCUCCCCACGUCCCAUCCGGACCUCAUCCGCUCGAUUCAUCUCGAGGCCUACCUAGCUGGAGCCAAUGUUGUCACGACCGCGUCUUACCAAGCAUCGCCAAUUGGUCUGGCAAAGCACCAAGGGCUGUCACCAGAAGAAAGCGCUUCCUUGAUUGCGAAGAGCGCCGAGCUCGCAAAAUCGGCAAGAGAAGAUGCACAGACACAUCUAACUGCAGCGGGGAUACCUGCACCUGUGCUCCUGGUCGCUGGAAGUGUCGGUCCAUAUGGCGCAUAUUUGGCUAAUGGAGCAGAGUAUCGCGGAGAUUAUGAACUGCCAUGGCCAGAGUUCAUGGACUUCCAUCGUCCGCGUAUUGCAGCUCUACUCGAUUCCGGAGUGGAUCUACUUGCUUUAGAGACGUUUCCAAACUGGGAUGAAGCGACUGCAGUGCUUGGGCUCCUGGAAACGGAGUUUCCAAUGGCAAGAUGCUGGCUGAGCUUUACAACCAGACCUGGCCACCCUGAGAUGAUCGCAGACGGCACAUGUUGGGACCAGAUUCUCCCGCCAAUAGAACGGAACGAACAGAUCAUCGCUGUUGGCGUGAACUGCAUCCCCCCUGAGGAGGUGGGUUCAGCUCUGAAAAGUAUCGUGCCAAACACGUCGAAGAACGUCUUCGUGUAUCCCAAUUCAGGGGAAGCCUGGGACGCAGAGUCGAGGCACUGGAUCGAAAAUGAUGCUGCAACUUUGGAUACUUGGGGUCGGAACGUUAGAGAGUGGGUAGCACUGGGUGCUUCUGGCAUCGGUGGAUGCUGUAGGACCACCUCCAAUCAUAUCAGGACGAUUCGCAAGGUCGCUAAUAAAGCAGAGAGGAAGAACUGAGAUACACAGUGACGCGCCUAGCCUGUACGGAGAUACUAAGGGGUUCGGUCAUCGAUGGAAUUAUAGUAUGUCAACACUGGAAUCCAGACAUUAUGGCCCUUCAAUUAGAC